Messenger RNA from Aphis gossypii (cotton aphid), 4762 nucleotides. RefSeq names its product head-specific guanylate cyclase (gene Gycalpha99B). The coding region runs from base 153 to 2105 and encodes 650 amino acids. The transcript is spliced from 14 exons. Lineage: Eukaryota; Metazoa; Arthropoda; Insecta; Hemiptera; Aphididae. The record is from RefSeq and is a predicted model, not a curated record. Gene Ontology annotation, molecular function: heme binding; guanylate cyclase activity. Gene Ontology annotation, biological process: response to oxygen levels; cGMP biosynthetic process. Gene Ontology annotation, cellular component: guanylate cyclase complex, soluble.
GCGCGUUUCGAAAAACAGUGUGCUGCCGAAUGGUUCAUGUACGGUCGUACGUCCGCUGGUCUCGGUUCGAUCCGCUGUCGUGAUUGCCGCAUGGUCACUCGAAUCAACGUCGCCGCCGCUGCCGUACAGAUUUAGUCGUCGAAAUUGCAAAGAUGUUUUGCCCGUUCAGUUCCCGUGGUCCACCGAGAGCAAACGUAACACAGACUGAACAACAGCAACCUUUGAAUCUGAAGCAUCUUAGCGAAGCUGUCAGAACUCUUACUUCGCCGCCGAACGGUGUGAUUUACUCGGCUUUCAAAUCCAUAGUCGAACAAACCGAGUGUCCGGCGUACAGUAAAAUACUGAAUGAGCUACCACAUGACUACUCAAGUUCUGAUAUUAAGUUAUUGGAUAUUUUGUAUGAUUCUGCACAAAUCAUACUCGGUGACGGUGCCAAAGUAAUCGAAACCGUGGGCGCGACGCUCAUACAAGAAUGCAACGACGACCGGCAAAUUCGAGCGCUGAAGAGUUUGGGCGGCAACAUGUACCACUUCCUGACCACAUUGGAUGGUGUGCACGACGUCCUACAAAUGGGCGACGAUAAAGAGGCCAGCUCAGAUUUAACGUGUCGGCCAGGCGAUGAGCCAGGUGUGUUGGACUUGACCCUUCGGACAAGUAGACCAGAUGGAAAGCGUGUCGCCCACCUGUUGACCGGCACACUGUCCGGUGUCGCAACCAGGUUCUACGGGUCACGACCAGAUAUUCGACUUGGCACAUACCCAAGUGACCCGUCAUUGUAUAGGUAUACAAUCAAGACCACGGUUGACGAUGAAGACGUUAAAGACUCUUCUCCAUUUUUGUCGCAUCGAGCCAUUGAUCUUAAAAUGGGUGUAACGAGCUUCUGUAAGGCUUUUCCGUGGCACUUAGUGUUGGAUAAACGACUAGAGUUCGUACAAUUAGGCUCUGGGUUCAUGAAGCUUUUCGGAAAAUGCCUGCAACAAUUCGGUCGAUCAAUUCACACGUAUUUCAAGAUCAGAAGACCGAAAAACGUUCGGCUCUCGUUCGACGGCAUCGUGAACAGGGCUAACUCGCCGUUCGUGUUGACGCUGUGCUUACCCGAGCCGCUUAAUCAUAAUUCUGCUGAGGGAUUGGAGUUCAAAGGACAAAUGGUUUUGUGUAACGAAUCCGGAUCGUUAUUGUACGUCGGUUCCCCACUGCUAGACGGACUGGACAGUCUGACCAGUAGAAGCCUGUUCAUUUCGGACAUACCAUUACACGACGCCACUAGAGACGUGAUAUUAAUCGGCGAGCAAGCUAGAGCUCAGGAUGGUCUUCGGAGAAGAAUGGACAAGUUGAAGAGUUCGAUUGAAGAAGCCAAUUUGGCCGUUGAUAAAGAGAGAGAGAAGAACGUCAGUCUUUUGCACACGAUUUUCCCACCAAAUAUCGCCAAACGGCUCUGGCUCGGAGAGACCAUAGAAGCUAAAACGCACGACGAGGUAACCAUGUUGUUCAGCGAUAUCGUGGGCUUCACGUCCAUCUGCAGUACCGCCACACCGUUCAUGGUCGUCAACAUGUUGGAGUCCUUGUACAACAAGUUUGACGCUUACUGCGGGCAUUUGGACAUAUACAAGGUAGAGACAAUUGGCGAUGCCUACUGCGUGGCUUCAGGCUUACACAAGUACAGUUCGAUACACGCUCAGCAAAUCGCAUGGAUGGCUCUGAAGAUGAUCGAAACGUGUAAAACUCAUCAUACACACGACGGGAAACCGAUCAGAAUGCGAAUCGGAUUGCACACCGGAUCGAUAUUGGCCGGCGUGGUGGGCGUAAAAAUGCCAAGAUAUUGCUUGUUCGGCCAUAACGUGACAAUCGCCAACAAGUUCGAAUCCGGUAGCGAACCGCUCCGGAUAAACGUCAGUCCUACUACUCACCAGCUGUUGAUGAAGACCCCCGGAUUCUCGUUCGAGGAGAGGAGCCGGUCGUGUCUGCCCGUCGGAUUCCCCGAGCACAUACCGGGCACGUGCCAUUUCCUGUUGUCGUACGCGCACCCCGACAUGUCGCCCGAUGACGCGACCGACUUGGACGCUCACGUCACCGCCGGCUUGCGACAACUCACCUUGGACAGCUGAACAACACCGCCGCCACCUCCGACACCACCUCCACAGACGCCGUCAGCACCGUUUCCUCGUAGAUGAUUAUAAUAUACACGCGCACCGGCGGAACGACGUCGAGUCUUAUAAUACUAUAUAUAUAAUAUAUUAUUGUAAUUUUUGUUUUUGUUGUUGCCCACCCGUAGAAGUGCACUCACUAAAAUAUGCAGAUGCGAGGAAAACGUAAAAAAGAAAGAAAAAAAAUUGUUUGUUUGAUUUUAUUAUAUAUAAUAUCACAAUAUGUGUAUCAUAGCAGUAGAACUCGGUCCUCUUAUAUAUUAUUAUUAUUUAUUAUAAUAUAUAAUAUCCUUAUCCUGUCAUCCCGCCAGUCGGAUCAACACCGCCGGUUAAAAGCACUCGAUUCGUGCAUCACGAUUCCUACACACCUCGCUCACCUAAAUAUAGUAUAUUAUAAUUAUUAUGACAUCGCCCGUCGCCGACGGUUGAAAUCACGUAAGAUGUACGUCAUUGUUUGUACAGCUAAAUAAUUAUUCUCUCGCCUAAAAUAUUUAUAAACGUAAUAUUAUAUUAUCAAAAGUAUAACAAUUAAAACAUAAUCUCCGACCACGGUGAUGUUAUUAUUUCUUUUAAAUUUCUUCGUUUAUCUCCAUAAUAUACAUUAUAUAUAUUGAAUGUAAUAUAAAAAAGUCUUUUGAGCGUGGUUCUCCUUUUCCGUAUUUACCGGCGGCGCAAUAUCCACUACGUCUGCGACGAUAGACAUUAUUUUUUUUUUCUUAUGUAUAAAAUAGAAUAAUAAUUAUUAUUAUAUAAAACGGCUCUGUACGAUAUAAUAAUACAAAGAGUCGGAGAAAAAAACCAUUUUAACGAAUGCCAGCGAUAAUUUUAUUCUAUAUAAUCGCUUCGGAAAAUACGGCUCAGUGAGAAUGGUAGUAUUAAAAACCCUAUACAACCGAACGCUUUGUUCCACAGUAUGGUGGGCAAAAAAUUACUGAUUUAAAAUUUUAAAAAAAUCGUUGAAAUAUUUCUGAAAAUUAAAGGAUUGAAAAAAAUAAUCAGUUUCCACUAAUAUUAUUCUCUAACAAAUCUUUACAGAAAUGAAAUUUUUAAAAAAAAUGGACAAGAAACGGAUAUAAUAAUAUGAUCAAAGUAGACCAAUUUUUAUAAUUAUAAUGGCAUAAGAAAAAAAUACAUUUAACUAAUGAAUGGCACCAAAUAAAUAAUUUAAAUAAAUUCAGUAAAUUCAAAAGAUCUGAAAUUUUAAAUAAUUAUGACAUUGAACCUUUUUCUUUUUUAAUCAAUAGUAUUAUAUUCGUAGUCUUAUAAAAAUUAUUUUUAAUUUUGUUUUGAAUGAAACAACUUUUUCGAUCGAACAAUUUUAUGACAAAUCAAUCAGUGCAGUUAAAAACCAACAAAUAUAUUUAACAGAAAAUAUGUGAUUUAAGUAUCCAUUUUUAAUCAUAAAAAAAAACAUAAAGGGUUAUUAUUUCUUAAACUCAUUUCAAAAUUAUAAAAGAUAACAAUGCAAAUUCAAUAAAAAAUUGCAACAGUGGCAAAAUUAUUACAUUGAGUACACGGUUGUGUAAGAAACAAUAGAUACACCGAUCGGAUGAAUUAAUCACUUUUGUAUAAAAUAUUUCCGAAAAUAAAUGUCAGGCAUUUUGACUCUUGUUUCACGUCCUCUUUUUUUUUAAUCUCUUAAAUCUUCCUAUGGUGUGAAAAUUAAUUAAUAUAAACAAAAGGAAAAUAAAUCUCCUGUAAAAAAACUAUUGUGAUCAACGUUAUUUCAUAACGAGUUUUGUGUUCCUAGUGUUUAAUGUUUCUAUCGUUUAUCGUUUUUAACACGUGAAUAUAAAUUGUAGUUAAUUUAAUAUUACGUAUUAAGAUUAAUAUUAUAUUAUAUGUUAUAACAUUAAUAAUAAUAAUAAUGUUUUAUUGGAUAUAUUAUUGCCAUCGCAUUAUAACACUAAACUUAGUAAUAAUAUUAUAUCGAUAAGUUUAUGUAUACAUAUAAUGUAUCUAAUAUCUAUAUUAUAUAAUAUAAUACAUAGAUAUUUUAAUAUAUGUAUAUAUAUAUAUAUUUUAAACGUUUGCUUUUGUCAAAAAAAAAAAAUCUAUUGCGUUACUUGACUAAACAUUAUUAACUCUAUAAUAAUUAUUGUUUUUUUUUUCUUUCUUUCUAUAAUGGUGUAAUAUUAUUAUGAGCAACUUGAAAAAUAUGUAUGUAAUUGCAUUUACGAUUUAGAUUGUCAUGCUGACGCGUUUGUAACACGUAUAAUAAUUGUCAAUUAUAUAUUACGUUAUUUCCGAUUGCUUUUACACACACACACACACACACACACAUUGGAUCUAUCGAAAAUCGUCAUCUGCAGUUGUAUAAACUGGUCAAAAAAAAUUAUUGAUAUUACUUUAAUAUAUACUAUAUAUAUAAGAUUGUUAUUUCUCUGUACCUACGUAUAUUGUGUACCUUUAUAAUAUAUAUAUAUAUAUAUAUGCGCUAUUUGUUUGCAUGUACAGAGUGUUUCGCAAACUGUGUUAUACUGAUCGUAUGUGUGUAACGGUGUUUGCGUUAUACUAUUUAUCGAUCUAAGACGGUAAACAGUAUUAACGGGACACCCUGUAUGACAAAAUAAAUUCGAAUUUCGCCAAAUAAACAAAAUAAAAACACUUUCGUUCAA